Messenger RNA from Cuscuta europaea, 1573 nucleotides. The record is from the annotation of a GenBank genome assembly. Lineage: Eukaryota; Viridiplantae; Streptophyta; Magnoliopsida; Solanales; Convolvulaceae.
UUUCCAUUUAUAUGACACCUCACCACCAAUGCACCAAAAGAAUUCGAGACGAUUAUAGGUUUUAUUUUCACCUUUUUAUCUCGGUACAAUUCAAUUCCCCUAAAAUUUGUUCAUUCGCAAAAAAGCCGGAAUCCUAGAAGGGGAAAAUGGCUGCCUGCUUACCAUUAUCGUCUUCUCUACCACACGCACUCUCCUCUGAGUUUUGCGGCAAGGGAAAUGUUGAGAAGUCACAUUCUCUCUCAUGGUCUUCUUCCUUCCCGCGGCUAAAAAUCUCCACGCCUUUAGCUCCAUACCAUCGGAAUUUCUCACCCAAACAGAACACAUCGUGAAAGAUUAUUAAUACGUUGUUAUGUUUAUUUGCCCCUUAUUGCACAAUCAAUUACACCCAGAAGAGUGUUGCUGGAAAGCAUUUCAAUGUAGAUUGCAUAAACAUUUGUGGGAACGAUUUCAUUUUCAGUUUCAAUCCAACAUUCAACCUUCUAGGUUACAGUAGUUGGAAGACGUUGUGAAGUGAAGAACAAAUGAAACUGUGGAAAAGCGCGUAUCAGCUUAAAAAGAAGUGCUUUUGGAACACUAGUAAGAGAAAGUCCACUCCUCAGGGUCUGUUUGGACUUCGGAAAAUGCUAGAGAAGAAAACAGAGAGAGAAAUAAGAAGGAAAAAUAACUAGUAGAGCUCAGUUGUAGCAGCUGCCUACACAAGGAGAUCUCGGAGUGAAUCUGCAAAGAAACCUAAUCGAAAAUCAUGGAAACAAAGGACAGAUAUGUAUAUGAGACCAUUUUUGUUGGAUGUUUUCUUUUCUAACCGGUUUAUCCAGGCAAAAGUAAUGCACCGACCAACCAGCAAGGUCAUCUCAGUGGCUACAACAAAUGCCAAGGACCUUAGGAAUACUCUGCCCUCACUUUCUGACGAUAAUGCAGCCAGGGUUAUUGGAAAGUUGAUUGCUGAGCGUUCGAAGGAUGCUGAUGUCUUUGCAAUGUCCUAUGAGCCUAAGAAGAAUGAGAGGAUACAAGGCAGGCUGGGGAUAGUUCUUGAUACAAUUGCAGAAAAUGGUAUUAUCUUUCUUUAGGAUCCAACUUUAAUGGCUUGUUUGGUUACCUCUGAAAGUGUUACCUUUAGGAAUUAAAAAGACCGUGCUACACCACUCAUUCACCUAAACUAACAGUGUUUUGCUUUCCAAACAAAUGACUUCAUUUUACCCAACAGUGAUUCCAUUUCCAGAGGUGUGGAGUGGAGGUUUGGUUUCUUGAACAAGUUUAUUUAUUUUAUCAGAAAGUGGUUUCCCUGGAAACAACCAAACGUGCUCCAGGGUUUGGUUUCUUAGUCUCCAUUUUUAAAAUAAAAAAUGUUUCUUGUUGUUAUGAAACGAAGUGGUGAAAAUGUAGAACUUCUUCACCACUCUGUAAAUGGGUUAUGUUUGUGCAUAUAUGGGAGAUCUAACUUGUAAGAUGUAAACAGUGUUAAGGUUCUUUUUCUUUCUCUGAAUGAUGGUUCUAUGAGAGACUUCAGUACUUGUUAGUUGAAUCUCUGAAAUGUUUGAAAGGUGAAGCAUGGGGUAAACAUUCUAUAAGUCAA